Phycomyces blakesleeanus NRRL 1555(-) is the source of this 1404-nucleotide messenger RNA. RefSeq lists its product as hypothetical. The transcript is spliced from 5 exons. Gene Ontology annotation, molecular function: protein kinase activity; ATP binding. The record is from RefSeq and is a predicted model, not a curated record. The annotation marks the transcript as partial. Lineage: Eukaryota; Fungi; Mucoromycota; Mucoromycetes; Mucorales; Phycomycetaceae. Gene Ontology annotation, biological process: regulation of mRNA processing; protein phosphorylation; spliceosomal complex assembly.
GAUGAAGAGGAUCGAAAAGAUUACUGUAAAGGAGGGUAUCAUCCAGUGCAUGUAGGUGAAGUAUACAAAGACGGCCGAUACGUAGUUAUACGCAAACUAGGCUGGGGUCACUUUUCGACAGUGUGGCUAGUAAGAGACUUGAGAACUGGCAAUCAUUUUGCUAUGAAGGUAGUCAAGUCGGCUGAACAUUACACCGAAACGGCUUUGGAUGAAAUCAAAUUACUAGAGCGUGUAGCCGCUGCUGACCCUAAUGCAGUUGGCUCAGAUUUUGUAACGGCCAUUGUGGAUCAUUUUAGGGUGACAGGUCCAAAUGGAACGCACAUAUGCAUGACUUUUGAGGUUUUGGGCGAAAACUUAUUGUCGUUGAUCAAGCGCUACCACAAUGGAGGUAUUCCAGUCCACAUCGUCAAGCAAAUAGCUAAACAGAUGUUGCUCGGCCUGGAUUAUCUCCAUCGUCUGUGCGGCAUCAUUCACACCGAUCUUAAACCAGAAAACGUGCUUAUGUAUCUUGACAAUGCGGAAGAGCUUGUACGCCAGUCAGAGUCCAGCUCUGCUGGGCUCGAUAUUAGCCCUGCCCGUUCUCAGACGACACCCGAAGCCGACAGUCACAGUAGAGGAAGAAGUCCAGUCCGGAAACGGCACGGAAAUCACGUAAAGAUGGUUCAGUCGCAACCACUUUCAUCCGGAGCAGAGGAAGAUGUUCGGGGUCGUCGACCAAGGAACGGCAGUAAGCGUACCCGUUCAAGGUACUACUUGCGCUGCCGUAGAUCUCCAGAAUAUCCCAAAUCACGGUGGAAAAAAGGGCGGGAAGACAUGAAAAUUAAAAUCGCAGAUCUCGGAAAUGCGUGUUGGGUUACCCACCAUUUUACCGAAGAUAUUCAGACACGCCAAUAUAGAUCACCAGAGGUUAUUAUAGGAGCUCCUUGGGACGCUGGGGCAGAUAUCUGGAGUUUGGCCUGCUUGAUCUUCGAAUUGCUUACAGGAAAUUACCUUUUCGAUCCUCGAAAGGGAUCAAGAUUUACUAGGGAUGAUGAUCACCUCGCACAAAUGAUCGAAUUAAUUGGGCCAAUGCGUCGUACCUUUAUUCAAUCUGGAAAGGACUCCAAUCAAUAUUUCAAUAGCAAGGGCCAGCUCCGACACAUCAGCCACCUCAAAUACUGGCCACUUAAAGAUGUACUUCACGAUAAAUAUCAGUUCAACCGUUUAGAGGCUGAAGAGAUCGCUAGUUUUUUGGGACCCAUGCUAGAAUAUGAGAAUAGGGCAAGGGCCUGUGAUUUGCUUGACCAUCCUUGGAUCAACGGGGUCGAUCCAAUUCUUGAAGGCGAACGCGAAGAUAAGGCUAACUGGAAAACCGAACGUCCAUGGAAAGAAUGGGAACAACACAAAAAACAAAAACGACGUUAG